CCAGCUCCAACUAUUGCUGGAGCAGGGCGCCCAGCCCUGAAUAUUGCUGGGGCCCGGGCACCGCAGGCCUAUAUAACCUGCCGCCCAUGCUGCUGCAGAGAGCUGUGCCCUGAGCUAGGCUGUAGGUCCCUCUGCAGUCCCACAACACAGUGACACAGCGAUGGUGGGAGAAAUGCUGUAUGGAGCUGGGUGUGGCAGGGGCUGUUUUUCAAUCCGCUGUUCUGCAGAGGGGCCAGGCUGCACCAUUGCAGGGACCAACAGCGGCAGGUGCUGCCACUCCACAGUCUGUCCUGGUGCUUCCUCCAGGGGCUAACUCAGACCAGAAGCAGUUUCCAGCCUCCCAAGAGUAACAUGAGGCAAUGUACACGUAGGAAAGUCCUGUUUGGUGUGCAAAGUUCAGAAUCCGCCCAUUUCUGAGAACAAUAAAAGGAAACUAAAUACCUCUCUUCUCUGCAGAAGCAGACAGGUCUGCUGCACAUCCAGCACAACUGCUCCUCGCUGAACUGACUUGUUCGGUGUGUCGAGAUUAUUUUAAAGAUCCAGUGUCUCUAGCUUGUGGGCACCAUUUCUGCCUAGUCUGCAUCACUCAGUGCUGGGAGGAAGUGCAGACUUCCCCUUUCCUGAGUGCAGAAAAACCUUCUCCCGGAGAAACGUCAAACCAAACAGACAGCUGAGGAAUAUUGUAGAAGCUUCCAGAACACUUACACUGGAGUCAGCAAAAGAACCAGAAGUUGGGACAAUGUGUGAAAAACACAACGAGGAUUUUAAAGUCUUCUGCCAAGAGGAUCAAACACCCAUUUGUCUGGUUUGCCACCUGUCCCGAGAUCACAGAGAACACCCCGCGGUGCCCAUAGAGGAGGCUGCCGAGGAUUACAAGGACCAAAUUCGGAGCCGUUUGGAGAGUUUGAAGAAAAACAGAGAAGCGAUUCUGUCAUUUAAACUGAGUGGGGAAAAUAAAAGCCAGGAACUGCUGAAACAGCUGGAAACUGAGAAGCAGAAGAUUGUGGCUGAAUUUCAGCAACUGCGCCAGUUUCUGGAGGAACAAGAGCGACUCCUGCUGGCCCAGCUGGAAGAGCUGAAUAAGGAAAUUGAAAAGACGGGGGCUGAGUAUGUUGCCAAACUAUCUGAGGAACUAUCCUCUUUCAGUUCCCUGAUCAGUGAGAUGGAGCAGAAGUGCCAGCAGCCAGCGAGUGAAUUCCUGCAGGACAUCAAAGGCACCUUGAGCAGAUGCGAGAGGGAGAAGUUUCAGAACCCAGUGGCCUUUUCUUCUGAACUGAAAUGUAGAAUCGAGGAAUCUUCUCAAAGAAACGCAUCUCUGGAGACCAUAGUGAAGAAAUUCAAAGACUCACUGUCGUCUAGACUGCGGUUGGACAAAGCGAACGUGACCCUGGAUCCAGACACGGCCCAUCCCCGACUCAUCCUGUCUGCGGAUCGGAGAAGUGUGAGAUGGGAACACACACGGCAGGACCUGCCUGACAACCCUGAGAGAUUUGACACUAUGUCCUGUGUGCUGGGCUGUGAGGGAUUCACCUCCGGCCAACACUACUGGGAGGUGGAGGUGGGGACGGGUGGAUUCUGUGCUGUGGGGGUGGCCAGAGAGUCUGUGAGCAGGAAGGGAGGGAUCAGCUUUAACCCUGAGCAGGGGAUCUGGGCUGUGCAGUGGUGGCAGGAUGAGUGCUGGGCUCCCACAUCCCCUGGGCAGCGCAUCCCCUUCCCCCCGAGCCGGGCGCCCCGCAGGAUCCGGGUGUAUCUGGACUAUGAACGGGGGCAGGUGGCGUGUUUCAAUGCUGGUACCGGGGACCCGAUCGCCACUUUCCCGCCGGCCUCUUUUGCCGGGGAGAGAAUCCGCCCGUUCUUCUGUGUUAGUGCUGGUGCGCGGCUCCUCUAGCCCCCACCCCCUGAUCUCUAUGGCCUGGUGGACUGCGCUGAAGGGGGGGCGACGCUCUACCCGCAGCUCUGUGGCUGUGGAGGUCUGUGUGUGGCGCUCUAGGAUCAGUCUCUGUGCUCCUGGGAGGCCAACUCUGUGUGCAGUGGGGGGGGGGGGGCCACCAAGGAAGGAGGGAGCCCCCCUGUGGGAAGGACCCUGCCGAGGGCCAGAAGAGACCCCGCAACUGGGGGAGGGGAGAG
This is a messenger RNA of Mauremys mutica (yellowpond turtle), 2127 nucleotides long. Its product is annotated as tripartite motif-containing protein 15-like. The record is from RefSeq and is a predicted model, not a curated record. Gene Ontology annotation, molecular function: zinc ion binding; protein binding. Lineage: Eukaryota; Metazoa; Chordata; Testudines; Geoemydidae. The coding region runs from base 740 to 1888 and encodes 382 amino acids. The transcript is spliced from 7 exons.